CAGAUACUUUUUAGGAGAGAAAUGGAUCAAGAUGACUCAGAUUUACUCGUUCAAAAAGUGCAAAAUGAUUCUUCGAUCGGCUCAUGUGGUCUGGAGCAAAUAGGAUGUUGGUGUGUGUCCAUAUUCAGAGGAGGUGGUAUUGAAGCCAAGUUUGAAGAUGGGUCUAUAAUUCAUGUGGCUCCUUGUGCCUCGUCUUUUCUUUUACAACUCCAGCCUCAUAGAGACACACCAUAUGGCUGUGGUUUACAUAAGAUUGAGUACAAAACGAAGUUUCCCACUAGUCUUUGUCGCGGGAAGAUAAGAGAGUUAACUACCCUGAGAAACAAGUUUGCAGGCGACAAUCGAGUCUAUAUACACAGUGGAGAGGUACAGAAAGAGCCACCCGAUGAGUCAAUUGGCUGGAAGGAAACCUCACAAAUGGGAGAAAAGAAACUUCCGAAGAAGAUUGAGCAGUAUAGUUGGAAAUAUGAAGAAGUGAUAAGAAACGUCGAUGGUACUUUGUCACUUUGGGAUUCAGAAAAGGUUGCAAGAAUAACCUUAAAAUCUCAUAGACAAACUAUCGAAGUACGGAUUUUGGUUCCGAAGGCCGAAAAGAACCUGGAAAAGUCAACUUCUUUUUCUCAAUCGUCUGUGAGAAAUGAAAAGGACGUCUCAACCGGAGACCCGUCUGUGAACUACGUUGCUGUGACUCCAAGGUUGAAAACUGUGACGAACAGAGAAGAAAGUCUGAGCUGUUUGAAGCUGAAUUUAUUGGAUCAGCUGAAUGCGGAAGAGGGAAAAAAUAAAGCUCUAGCAGCUGGUGGAACUGAAUCUCUACCUAGUUCCUCUUCCAGUGAGGGCACAGGAGGGCGCAAAGUGAAUUGGCACAAGUAUGUGUGGGUGACACAACUGCACUCGGUUUUGUCAGUGCCCCAGUGCUGGAGGCCACCGACUGGUCUACUAGUGCACUACUCCACACACUCGUUCAUUAAUGGACCGAGUAGUGGCAUAUGUCCGAAGCCAGUGACUUCGGAGCCAGAUUUUGACGAGUGGGUUUUGGCGGAGAGCUGUUGUUCAGCCUACUUGCAUCCCUGGAGACAGAUCAAGGGCUUCAUGGAGUCACGAGAGUCCACUGCAAUAUGGGACCAUCAGCCUAUUCAAUCUUUCAUCAUCCCCAAUUGCGUGUUUAGAAUAGUGAGUCCUAUGGGCAGCAAUGAUUGCUUCGUGAGUGAGUGGGUAGUGGAGGUAGAUCUGCCAGACGGGUCCCUCCUCAGGAGUGAGGAGACAUCAUCGUCACCAUGCGCACACCAAAGCACAUGCAAUAGUCGGAACGACUUCAAUGACGGCCAUGUUCUAUCACCCACAGUUUUCACUCAUUUCUCCUUUAACAAGUCCCUUCAAAACGUCAAGUCUGUUACAAUAUCGCUUUCCAAUCCGCCGCCCAAAGUGCCGGGACAGUCAUAUGAUCUUGUACACAUUGGCAAACAAGCUUGUGACCUUUUGUCCUCUGUAAACAGAUCAAUGAUGUCUGGAUUUGAGCCUAAAAAGUCGUGUGUCAAGACGAUGUCUGCAGAAAUAGACUUGGAGCAAGCCUAUCUUUAUUUGGAAUCUGCUCGUAGUGGCUACACUGAUUUGAAUUCAGUAUUCAAUCCAAACACUCCUCUUUCCACGCAUCGACUAUCGGGGCCUUACGUAACAGACCAAGCACAAGUUGAGGGCGUUGGGGAGUUCUGGUCAUUCAGUACGGGUAGAAUCCGAGUUGCCUUCUGUGACGGGGUCUUCUUGGACAUGAAGCUGUCACAAUAUUCCUAUCCCGAUUCUUCCGAGGGUGGUGAAGAUACGGCAAGAAGUGGCUUCUCUGGAAUCACAUCGGUUGCUGAUCUCCCUGUGGGGCUGGCGCGCAUGUUGAUGAAAGAUGGAACUUACCAGUUUGUCAACAUUAGCAACCCACCACCUCAAUUCACUCGCUACCUGUUGGCUGCGGGAGAGUGGAUGCAGUGGGUGAAGUGUCCGGAGGAGAAGCGUGAGAGUGUGUUCACCAGUGACAACCGCAUCCUACAACACAUGAUACAGUCUGAACUGGACAAGAUUAAAUGCUUCAACUUUAUGAAAAAAACAGCCACUCGAUUCCCGCUUUUGAGACCUGAUCCAGUGGGAGGCCCAUCUGAACAGUCCAACUGCAAUCUUGACGGAGAUGACACCACGGUAGUAGAUGUCGAGUCUAUCACUUUCGUAGACUCGGACAGAACGUAUUCUAAGAGUGAUUUUCUGGGCGGAGCGAAAGACAGAUCAGCUGACAGUCCUGCGUUGUCCCGCAAACCUCAGGAGAAAACAACAAAUUCGUUUGGAAAAAUGGAAAGGCCAGAACGAAGAUAUUUGCAAUUUACUCAGAUCUUAUCUGAACCAAAGUCAACUAGUGGCGACUGGAAGAACAGAUAUUGUGGACCAAAUUUUGCUGAUGGCAAGGGAUUUGAGGGUGCAGUUGAAGGUGAGCACAUCGAAUCGAACAGUGAGACAAGAACUGGAAAGCGUGCUGAUGACUUAAAAACAAAUUUUGGUGAUAGCUCAUGUGAUAUUGAAAGUGAUAAUAGCUCAAAAAACAGUGUAAAAACGUCGGAAAAAUCUGUUGUGGAGGCAACAAAGAAUGAUAUACUUGAUUUACCCAUUGGUUCUGUAAAUAAAGUUGCUGAGAAAUCACUCAAUUGCAACUCAGUGAACGCGAAGAAACAACCUGAAUUAGAAAUCAGUUUUGAUACGGAGACGAGCGUGAAACAGGCCUCAACAACUUCAUCUUUUCCGUCCCAGAAUCCCAGUAAAAACAAAUCUGGCCAAGUUAGCAAAACCAGCUCGAUGAAGUCUAGCGGCAAAAAAGUUCAAUCGGCCCAGAACUACAAACAGUCCGAACUGCAAAAUGACAUACAAAAGAUUCUCCAGAAGACCAGGAAAGAUUUAGACUUGUAUGAAUCAUUAUGUCACAAACUUCCAGGUUCUCAGAGUCCAGAAAAGAGUGAAUCAGAAGCGUCAUGUUCAAAAAGUAAAAAAGAAUUGAAAACUGAAUCGACUAGAGCUGUGCUAAAAUUAGACGAUAGUGUGAAACUGAAUUGUGAGAUGCAUGUAGUUCCUCCCCCUUGUGAAUUUGCAGAUGAAAAGAAGGAGAGUCGAUCAUGCAAGGAUCUCACGGGUCUGUCGAUCAUAUCGAGGCCAAAAAGUCCUCCAUAUGUAAAAGUGGACUGUAGUUCAGAUAGAGUGACAGAAAGCCCACCUAGAUCACCCCCUGGCGCAAGAUACGUCAGAGAUGCCAUGAGUUCAUUGACAGAAGAUAACAACGACACUAACAAUCGCUCUACUUUGCAGAAAGAAAACUCAUCAACUGAAGCCGCGUUUCAAAAGCCACAUGCAUCAUCCUCGUCAACAGAAGUGAAUUCAACUAAAGAUCGACUGUCGGUUUGUUCAAAAGACUCAUCUUCGAAAUCUUGCUUGAAGGGAAAUAGAAAUACAAAUAAUCGAGAUUUUGCAGUAGUAUCCACUGCUGAUACAUUUGAUAAAUGUGAAGUCCUCAAUAGCGUUCAUUACAGAUUGACCAAAAAUACGGCCGAUUCAAGCUCCAAAAAUGGGCGCGAAUCGAGCUUGAGUCCGAAAGUGAGACCGAACAGUGGAACAAGCUGCUCUUUUCGAACAGCAAGUUCUGUGGAUACUGCACAAGACAUCGACAAGUUCAUUCAGGAGAAUUCAACUGGCCUGGAAGUGCAAUUUGACUUUGCGUCAGUGACAGAUGCCCUGUUUAAAACACAGCAGGCCAUCAAGACAAUCGAAGACAUGCUGGGAAACAAAGAAGAGAGAAGUUUGAGCAAUGAUGAGAAUGAUGAAAGUUUCAGAGAAGAAGAAACUGAAAACGAAAAAGAUUGAAUUCAAUGAGCGAAUAAACUGAAUGUGUAUCGCAGAUUUAGUAUUGAACUGAUGCAAGUCUAAAUGGACUUAAAUGAUGAACGCCCAGUAAUUAAUCUUGCAAUUUACUGUGAAUUUUUCAUUUGAUGUAUUUUACGUUUUCUUGCUACUUACAUGCUAAUUAUCGUGUUUUGGUGAAUUGUGUUGUAUAUAUUGUAAAAUUGUUCUAUAGAUGUUUAAUACAA
Messenger RNA from Symsagittifera roscoffensis, 4109 nucleotides. RefSeq lists its product as uncharacterized. The transcript is spliced from 11 exons. The record is from RefSeq and is a predicted model, not a curated record. The coding region runs from base 22 to 3885 and encodes 1287 amino acids. Lineage: Eukaryota; Metazoa; Xenacoelomorpha; Acoela; Convolutidae.